CAGCCGAUAACAACAACAGUCUGGAUGGUGUGCCCGAUCAUUCCAAGAUGGCGGACCUCCUGGGCUCAAUCUUAAACUCGAUGGAAAAGCCUCCAACAGUCGGCGACCAGGAAAGCCGACGAAAGGCUCGAGAGCAAGCAGCAAGACUCAAGAAGAUGGAAGAGGAUGAGAAAAGAAAGAAAGCAGAGUUCAGGAAAAAGAUGGAGAAACAAGUGUCGGAUUUCAUUCAAGACAGUUCACAACAGAAGCAAAAAUACAAUCCUAUGGGGAAGAUUGAAAGGAGUAUACUGCAUGAUGUUGCCGAAGUGGCCGGUCUGACUUCUUUUUCUUUUGGGGAGGACGAGGAAAGUCGAUAUGUCAUGCUUUUCAAGAAGGAGUUUGCGCCUUCAGAUGAGGAGCUGGAAGCUUAUCGCAAAGGAGAGGAGUGGGACCCCCAGCUGGCUGAGCAGCGGCGCAGACUAAAAGAACAAGCUGCAUUGGAGGAAUCCGCAUCCAGUCAAACCAAGAAGGCAGAAACAUGCCCCAAUUCCAACUACAGAGACAAGUACAGCCACCUGAUCGGCACCUCGGCUGCAAAAGAUGCAGCACACACGCUAGAGGCUAACAGGGCUUACGGCUGUGUGCCUGUGGCCAACAAGAGGGACACUCGCUCCAUAGAGGAAGCCAUGAAUGAAAUCAGAGCCAAGAAACGGCAGAAACUAGAGGACGACUCAGGGGCGCACAGCAGCACUUCUUGAGUCUCUACCAUCUUUCUGUCUACUGUUGUGUGUGUGUGUGUGUGUGUGUGGGCGUGAGCGUGUGUGUGUGUGUGUGUGUGUGUGUUUGUGUGUGGGCGCAUUAGUGUGUCUGUGUGCACUGUCUAAUUCAUCCUAUAAUGCAAUAUCUUGUACUUCAGACAUUUAAAAGUAUAACUUAUAAUGACGGGUGUGGAGUCCAGUAUGUUGUGCCACUCUGACUGUUGGAAUCAUGAAAGCUUGUUUAGUGGAGGAUGCUCAGGUGAGUCUGAUCCAGGAGCUGGAUUACUAUACGUGUUUAACGUUUGCUUGUGACGUUCUGUCAAUUAUCAAGCUUCUCGACCGCGAUUGGACCCUAUACACUAUGCGUUUUGAUUCAAAAAAUAUUGUGUCUAGGUGUUCAGGUACUUAAACACACCCGAUGUCUUCAUACAUCACUUUUAAAAGGACAGUUUUGGCAGUGUUUGACAUUUUUAAUGCAGAUGUGCAUUUGUAGUCCUAAGUGACAUUUUUAUCAUGAAAGUAUCUACAGUUUUGAGCUGUUUCGCAGAAACAAAGUUUUAGGCAAAGUGUGGCUGACAAAGUCCCUCUGACAGUUUUCCAAAUAUUCAGUGCAGCUUUUAAAAGGGAAACAGGAAUGCCGUCUAACAACCAGCUUUUGGUUUCAUGGGUUUUUUUUUUUUUCUUAGUCUCAACCUGUUUCAGAUCUUUGUAAAGUCGGAUGCAUGCCAUUUCCUCCAUUUCAAGAGGAAUCUCAUUUUAGAAAAUACUGUUUUGUGGAUUUUUAGGAAUCUGUGAUUAAGUCUGAGAUUUUGUGACUAUACAUCUGCACUGACUGUGAAUAAAACUGUUACUCCAAACUAAAUGUUUUAUUAUUAAGCCAUGUGAUGGUUUGCAAUAGGCAUCACAGCAGGGAGCAGAGGUACAAGACUCACUGUAGGAAUAUUUGUCUCUUUCAUUUGUCAUAUCUUCAAGUACGGCAUCUUGAUGUCUGUUUUAUCAUGGUUGCACUGUUUUAUCCCCCAUGCGUGUUAAUAAAUGGAGAACAGUAUCAGA
Molecule: messenger RNA, 1790 nt
Organism: Plectropomus leopardus (leopard coralgrouper)
Lineage: Eukaryota; Metazoa; Chordata; Actinopteri; Perciformes; Serranidae
Gene: spag7
Product: sperm associated antigen 7
Molecular function (GO): nucleic acid binding
Source: RefSeq, a predicted model, not a curated record